Messenger RNA from Anthostomella pinea, 1599 nucleotides. NCBI's taxonomy places the organism in Eukaryota, Fungi, Ascomycota, Sordariomycetes, Xylariales, Xylariaceae. The record is from the annotation of a GenBank genome assembly.
AUGCAGUCACAGCAAAGACAUAGUCUACUAGACCUUCCUCCGGAGCUAAUCAGGCCUAUAAUCCGUCAUGCUCUGAAGAUUACCUGGCUGCGCGACUCGGUGAAGCUGAGACAGGUCAAUCGGCUGUUUGAAAGCGAGGUUAUGGCUGUCAUCGAGGAGGAGAAGCUGCUGUGCUCAUUCGAUACAGGCGUUGUCAGGACAAGAGGGGUAGGCUUCUUCGGUCGAAUGAUCCAAGCCGACUUCAUGGCUGCCUACUUGCUCCGCCGUCCUCAUAAACAUACGUACUGGAAUUCCAACAUCUCUGUGUUGCUCAACUCUCUGGUCGAUGAGAUUAUGGCUCUCGAUGGCGUACCCGUGGAUGACGUUCCCACGAGGUACCAGCAUCUACUUGCGUUGAGCUGCGUCGUCCGACAGAACAACGACUACCUCUACGUCAUCAUCACUGGCCGGCCUGUGCUUCAAUGUGAGCAGUCGAGACGAAUCAUCGACGGGAACUUGCGAACCCGGAAUAACAUCUUCGGCACUUAUCUGUGCUGCGCCCUCUGGGGUCGGCAGCAUGAGCUGGCAAGAUACAUCCUCGAGAAGAGUUACGAAAACAGCGGCCUACGGGCGCAUGCAUCGGUGCAUCGGGCGCUUCAAACAGCAGUUGUCAAUGGCGAUCUGACAUCAGUCCAGCUACUCCUGGAGCCCGCAUGGGGACACAAUACUAGUGGCUCCAAUUACCAAAAAGUGCUUGUUCUAUCCAUCCGCCUCGGACACCGCAGGAUUGCAGACCUUCUCUUGUCUCGGGCCCAUGGUGGACCCAUGCAUGACGUCGCGCACAAUGGGUUGCGUGAGGCAUGUUUCAGUGGUGACCUGCAUCUUGUCCGACGACUCCUGGACCGCAGUCCUGAUAUCUGCCUCGACACAAACCGGCAAUGUACGUCAACUUUUGGGGCAAAACCUGCCUUCUUCAGUUACUCGAAGCGUGCAACGCCAGUGGAAGCGACUGCAAAGCAAGGCCAUGAAGAUAUACUGAAGCUCCUGAUUGAACGAGGCGCCAACCCCGACGGCUUGGGAUGCUUCCGCGGUGAUAGGGAGAGCGAGGAUGAGGAGCUCCCAGAGCCAGGUUCGCUUUCUUGCGCAGCGUGCGGGGGCCACAUUGGCAUUGCGAAGAUACUCCUGGGCGCCGGUGUCAAGGUUCUGCCUGAUCAGUGGAAACUCAUCGUUCGGUGCGCCAUCGAGUUCUCGCACAUCGACAUCGUCCGAUAUCUCAUAGUCUCGAAGGCCGUCGACGGAGGACGUCUCUUGAAAGGAGACCCAUUUGUUUUGCGGGAUAUGAUGGCAAUAUCCUGCCGCUAUGGAAGCACCGAAGCAGUCAAGUCAUUCGCUGACAAGGGUGUGCCGGUCGAUGGAUUUUACGAAGCCAGGAGGACACCCUGGAAGGUCGCGCUCGCAUUUGACCAGCGCAGCGUCCUCCAGUUUCUACGAGACUGUGGCGUUAACAUGGUGCACCCAUCACGAGUUCCUCUGAGAGAGUACUUCGAAAGGGACGAGUAUCUUAUGGGUCGUGCCCCCCUUCUGAUGCAUCCGGGCGCACGUGAAGGUAUCUCAUGUUGA